Messenger RNA from Acaulospora colombiana, 266 nucleotides. Lineage: Eukaryota; Fungi; Glomeromycota; Glomeromycetes; Diversisporales; Acaulosporaceae. The record is from the annotation of a GenBank genome assembly.
GUGACGGGUUUGAUUUUGAUACACAACCAAACGAAGAAAUGGGAAGGUCUUACGCAAUAGUUUGCGCGAGUAAUCAGAACCGUAGCAUGGAAGCUCAUCAUGUGUUGGCCAAGUGCGGGUUUCAAGUGAGUUCGUAUGGGACUGGUUCGGCCGUGAGACUUCCAGGUCCUAGUAUCGAAAGACCAAACAUUUAUCCCUUUGGAACUCCCUAUGAUUACAUGUAUCAAGAUUUAUUUAAUAAAGAUCCCAAAUUGUACGGAGGUUCU